This is a messenger RNA of Prorocentrum cordatum, 550 nucleotides long. NCBI's taxonomy places the organism in Eukaryota, Dinophyceae, Prorocentrales, Prorocentraceae. The record is from the annotation of a GenBank genome assembly.
CGCGCCCGCAGGCAGGUUCCUGCAGCAGGACCCCGCCGCGCUGUCCGCCGGAGCGGGCACCGGCCCGCACCCCGCGGGCUGGACGGCGGAGGAGGCGGCCGUCGUCCACGGCGCGCUGGCGGCCGGCGCCGCCUUCCUGCAGGCGCACCACGAGCAGGGCUACUAUCCGUCCUACGCCGCCCAGAGUGGCGAGAUCGUGGGGAUACUGAAGCAGCUCAAGGACGAAAUGGAGGCCGACUUAUCGGAGGCCCAGAAGCACGAGUCCGCGCGCGCCGAAGAGUUCGACGUGCUGCGCAAGGCGAAGACGGCACAGAUCGAGGCCGGAGAGAAGAUGGAGGAGCAGAAGGAGGACGAGCUGGCCAAGACGGCCAACGACCUCGCUGAGGCCAAGGAGGACCUGGGCCAGGAGAAGGCCCUGCUGUCCGAGAACCAGGCCUUCCUGAAAAACAUGAAGGAGACGUGCGCGGAGGCCGACAAGAAUUGGGAGCAGCGCAAGAAGGCGCGCCAGGACGAGAUGGAGGGGGCCGGCAUGGAGGACACGUGCCUUUAG